Williopsis jadinii is the source of this 740-nucleotide messenger RNA. RefSeq lists its product as uncharacterized. NCBI's taxonomy places the organism in Eukaryota, Fungi, Ascomycota, Saccharomycetes, Phaffomycetales, Wickerhamomycetaceae. The transcript has a single exon. Bases 236 to 439 code for a protein of 67 amino acids. The record is from RefSeq and is a predicted model, not a curated record.
GUUAUAUCCCGCUAGAGAAAUUGUUCAACAUGAAAUUACAGAGAUGGAAUUAACCAGAGAGGAGACUAUUGUUAAAUUUGCCAAUAUUGAGCCAACAGCACCAACAAAUUCACUAUCUCAAUGUUACUGCUACGUCUUUCAACGAAGAACGGAUGAAUAGAAUCCAGUACAUUUCCUGGAUAAUCUUGCUGAAGAACUCUACCUGACCACUGCUAUAAUGAUUUACCAACAAAAUAUGGCUUAUUAUCGUCUUCAACAACACAAAAAUAGAAUGAUUGAUGCAUGUCAUACAGGAACGGAACAGGAAGUUGAAGAGAACUCAUGCCCAACGACUACACCGCCAAACCAUUUCGGAACUGUUCGAUACUCCAAUGUCAAACUCCAAGAUCUGAUGACGAUAGUCAGUCAAGAUGAUCCAUCAACGUCGUAUUUGUGUUGACUAGACUGGCAAAUAUAAAGAGGGAUUCCCAAGAAAGACUCCAUACUUGGCGAAAUUUAGAUUGGUAUCAUUCUGACAUAGCCUCACCAUACACUGAAUUGCUACCGCAUAUACGAAAUCACCAUUUUGUUAACGGACGGAACUGGCACAUAGUCAGUACCCGACGUGCCGUACAGCGCAAGUUGAUCACGAAGGUAGCGAUGAUUCGAGAUUUACGAGAUCGUUAGCGGAGAUCAGAAUCGCCUUCACUGUACUGAAGCACUACAGAUCAAGCUGUCCGUAUACAUUGCUGUACAAUCAU